UGAGUUAUAUUGAAAUGGCUAGUGGUAACAUGAGCCAUCUUGGGUUAGCAUUUGUCCUGCUAACCCUGUGUUGGGGCGGGUCUAUGGCUCAGUCAGGGUGUACCAGUGUUCUAAUUGGAAUGGCUCCGUGCCUAAACUAUGUUACCGGAAGUUCCAAAACGCCAUCGUCUUCCUGUUGUUCAUCAUUGGCUAAUGUUGUUAAAUCGCAGCCACAGUGCCUUUGCACUGCCCUCGAUGGUAGCACGUUGGCUUCGCUUGGAAUCAAUAUUAACAAAAGCACUGCAUUAGGCCUUCCACGCGCUUGUAACGUGAAGACUCCACCUGUUAGUCGAUGCAACGCUGGAAAUAAUGCACCUACGAUGGCUCCAGCGGAAUCACCAGCGAAUUUAGAUGAUACAUCCUCAAAUGGACCUGCUCCAGCUAGCAUAUCUGUGCCGGAUCCAAACAAGUUGCCAUAAAUGAUGAAACUUCUGAUGAUGCUGGUGGCAACAAAGGAGUGUUACGUCCUUCUAUCGAGUGCUCUAGCUGUGAUGGCUAUGUUACCUCUACCAACUUUCAAGUAACUUAUUAUUACUAUGUCAAUAAUAAAUUGUGUGUUUGCAAUUACUUGUUAUUUAAUGUUUUGAUUUCAUGUUUUCUAAAAAUAAUGUAUUGUUGUGCCGAGUGUUGUAAUCGCUUGUUAUGUUUA
This is a messenger RNA of Helianthus annuus (common sunflower), 688 nucleotides long. Its product is annotated as non-specific lipid-transfer protein-like protein At2g13820. The transcript has 3 exons. Gene Ontology annotation, biological process: lipid transport. Bases 15 to 458 code for a protein of 147 amino acids. The record is from RefSeq and is a predicted model, not a curated record. Gene Ontology annotation, molecular function: lipid binding. Lineage: Eukaryota; Viridiplantae; Streptophyta; Magnoliopsida; Asterales; Asteraceae.